AUGGCCGAUGUCCGAUUCACUAGCACACUUCCCGAUUUUGGAUUGGCAAUGGAGGGUACGAAAUGGUCGGAGAGAGGGUGGACGUAUCAGGAAGACGCCCUUUCUCCCAGAAGGCUCUUUUUCCUGAACUCAGAGGUAUGGUUCGAGUGCCAGGAAAUGAUGUAUCGCGAGGACCCAUAUUCUGCUGGCCAUAAUCCCCAGGUCUUGAGGAACGGGUGUUUGACUAGCAGAGAAUCUACUCGGCUGCGGAAAGAUAGUUCUAUUCCUCCGGGGGACUUCCAUAGACACCUCAGUGCAUACGCAGAGAGAUCCCUUACCUACAAGUCGGAUAUUUACUACGCCUUCUCGGGAAUAAUCAAUGCUCUCUUUCCGAGAUCUCCAGCCAGCUACGGGCUACCACACUUGGCAUUCCACGAAGCGAUACUCUGGGGAGUUAAAGAAGGAAGAUUAGUUCCACGCAUUCGCGAGCGAGAUCGCGAUGAUGACUCCACAAUUUUGCCAUCCUGGUCUUGGGUUAGUGUGUUCGGGAGCGUGGAAGACCAUUCCAGCUCAUUGGUGGCACCUCUCGUGGACUGGUUUGAAACGGGCACAUCCGUCGGCAUCAGUCCAAUCAUCGCAGCCAAGACACCCCGUGGUUGGGAAAGAGGUGUUCUCACUGACUGCUUUCCGCUUUUUCUUGCACUUGCUUGGUCAAACGGGUGCUUCGACGCCCCGUCACGGAAUAUUCUUCCGGAGAACUUCGACUUCAAGCAUGACAAAACGAAGGAAGAACUCUGGGCUCGCUGGCCGAAUGUCGAGUCAUUCUGGAGAGAGUGUCACCAAGACAGAGGGUCAAAAGACAGUCUGUUGCUCUGGGAUUGUGCAUCUCCUGGGGUCAUCAUUUGCCGCGCUCAAACAGCCUUUUUCAAACUAAAGCCUCACCCGGAACACAAAUUUUGCAUACAGCAGGGGCUCCUUUUGGACAUUGUAAACGAAAAUGGAAUGGAGAUUGGGCAAGUUGGAAGUUCCGAAUUUCAACUCAAGUCAGGUCGCAAGAUGGAAGGGCCGGAUCUGGAGCGAAAAUUCGAAUUCGUGGCGGUUUCAACGUCAACAUACGCACAGUGGCUAGCUUGUGACAGACUAUGGCAUGGACCUACAAGAUCAUCCUUGGAGUGGUUCGGGAACUGGAUUGUAGAGGUUCCGGUAGUAAAUGUCUUUCUUAUCGGAUGGCGAGAAGAUGUUCCCACUGCUCGUCGGAUGAGCAUUGGCUGGAUUUACCUUAAGGCCUAG
Diplodia corticola is the source of this 1269-nucleotide messenger RNA. RefSeq names its product het-domain-containing protein. Lineage: Eukaryota; Fungi; Ascomycota; Dothideomycetes; Botryosphaeriales; Botryosphaeriaceae. Bases 1 to 1269 code for a protein of 422 amino acids. The record is from RefSeq and is a predicted model, not a curated record. The transcript has a single exon.